AUGGAGGAGAUCUAUCUCUGCCUACGACGAGGAAGGUGGCCGGCCAUCUGCGUCAGUCACGCCAAGACGGCAAGGAAAGUAGCCGGCCAUAUCAAUCCGGCUCUCCGGCACGGCGAUCCGACUCCCCGCUACGGCGAGGAAAGGCGACGGCCAUCUCAGUCCGACUCCCCGCUACGGCGAGGAAAGGCGACGGCCAUCUCAGUCCGACUCCCCGCUACGGCGAGGAAAGGCGACGGCCAUCUCAGUCCGACUCUCCGCUACGGCGAGGAAAGGCGACGGCCAUCUCAGUCCGACUCUCCGCUACGGCGAGGAAAGGCGACGGCCAUCUCAGUCCGGCUCUCCACCACGGCGAGGAAAGGCGACGGCCAUUUUAGUCCGGCUCUUCACCGCGGCGACGAAAAGCGACGGCCAUCUCAGUCCGGCUCUUCACAGCGGCGAGGAAAGGCGACGGCCAUCUCAGUCCGGCUCUCCACCACGGCGAGGAAAGGCGACGGCCAUUUUAGUCCGGCUCUUCACCGCGGCGACGAAAAGCGACGGCCAUCUCAGUCCGGCUCUUCACAGCGGCGACGAAAGGCGACGGCCAUCUCAGCCCGGCUCUUCACCGCGGCGACGAAAGGCGACGGCCAUUUCAGUCCAGCUCUCCACUAUGGCGAUGAAGGUGGCCGGUUAUCUCCUCCGUAUCCAUUACGUGGAGCGGGUUGCGUCUCUCUGUCCCAUUCUCAUGCUGGUGGAUCUAUGUUAUCCGUCUUUAUUAUUGGUGGGGGUUUUAUAGCUAAAAGGGAAUCAAAUGUAGGGGUCCGUUCGAUAGUCUUAGAAAGUUACCGAAUGCGACAGACAAACUGA
Molecule: messenger RNA, 843 nt
Organism: Acanthosepion pharaonis
Lineage: Eukaryota; Metazoa; Mollusca; Cephalopoda; Sepiida; Sepiidae
Source: the annotation of a GenBank genome assembly